Kockovaella imperatae is the source of this 1548-nucleotide messenger RNA. RefSeq names its product Dbl homology domain-containing protein. Gene Ontology annotation, biological process: positive regulation of Rho protein signal transduction. Lineage: Eukaryota; Fungi; Basidiomycota; Tremellomycetes; Tremellales; Cuniculitremaceae. Gene Ontology annotation, molecular function: guanyl-nucleotide exchange factor activity. The coding region runs from base 1 to 1548 and encodes 515 amino acids. The transcript has 5 exons. The record is from RefSeq and is a predicted model, not a curated record.
AUGGGAGAUUGUCAGCUCGGAAGAAAGGUGAGCUUUUGUCAUGCUGUAAUCUUCAAAGUUCACCACCUUUUUAGAUACGUGCAGGAACUCAUCAAGCUAAACGAGACCUUCUGCCAACAUCUCCUUCCUGCUUCCGCUACGUCCCCUUCGCUCAGCCUGUUUGACCUCAACUCUACCCUCGCUCGCACGCUCUCACCUAACGCUUCACCAGCACCAGGUUCACCCGCCGAAUCGUUUGACCACCUUCCCAUUGCUGCUCGAUACGCAUCACCAUCUCUGUCUCACUCCCCUCAGCCACCGUCGUCCGCUCGAAUCAAUGCUUACCACGCCUUGACACUCGGAGGACCACCUCACUCGGGAGCUAACCGAAAAGCCAGUUCGAACACUCUCAACGCAUCGGCUAGAGCUCAUCAAUCUUUACCUCCGCCACCUCGAAGCACGUCAGCAGGACACCAUUCGAUCAAUCCCAGAGUAUCUUAUCAUCCUGGACUCGGAGCUGGCAAGCUCUACAAAUUUGGAGAAUCCUCACGAAUCCCUUCGUCUAGUUCGGCAUCGUCAUUCGUCCCGGGCAAGAACCAUCUUCCAGAAGAUCUCGAAAAGGUCCUCCUGGCAGUCGCAGGUGGCAUCCUGGAAGGUCAUAUCAAGCUAGCUGCCGCGCUGAGAAAACGAUACGAGAACCAGUAUCCUCUAGUCAGGUCCUUAGCCGACGUCUUCACGGCCCAUUCAUACAUUCUACGAGAAUACGCGACCUAUGUCUUGCACUUGGAGAAAGCCCUCAGUCAAGUUGAUGCUGCGCUCGCGACCUUUACCCAAUCCAUGUCGCGCAGAUCCUCACGCCGAUUGGAGGAUACAGAUUUCGGUCGACUAGGCAAACUGUUGAUGGCACUGGAAGAGCUAGCAGCUGAACGAGGCGAAUCUGGCCUGGUCAUUUCAUUGUCCAAGCCGUUUCAGCGGCUCCUCAAGUACCCGCUCUUGUUCCAGAACUUGCUUUUCAACACCGACCCAAGUUUGAAAGAGUACGAAGCGACUCUGAACAUGGUAGAUGAGGUGGAAGAGAUUGUGAGGUCUAUAGAGGAUGAAAAAGCUUCUUCGGAAGAGAGGGAGAAGACGAGGGACGUUUGGGCUCGGAUUGAGGGUCUGGAAAGGGACAAGUUACUCAUGGCUCCCAAGCCGAAUCGACUGCUCGUAGGCGAGACUUCUGUAUCGGGUGUCGACGGGGCACAAGCGGAUCCCGCGACCAAGUCCAAAAAGUCGUUUCGCAGACUAUCAGAUAUACUUAAAGGAAGUGGACAGAUGUCAGAUCUAUGGAUCGUGCGCUUCUCAGAUGUUUCGCUCGUUUGCGAGCGGACUGGGCUCACGCAUCUGCCACUAUCUGGUGUGAAGUCUCAUUCAGGUCGCAGCGAUUCCCUGCCUGAAAUCAAUGGCAGGUCAAAGUAUGCAACGGCGGGCAAAAGAUCUGCUUCGAUCAAAGCGAGGAAUCUGUAUCGUUUCAUCAAGGUUCACGAGUGGCAUUUGCGUCCAAAGGAGGCUACUUCAGAGGGAGUGUGA